UCCGCGCGUGACGUCACUGCAAGGCGCCGGGCGACACGUUGUCUCGGUUUUCGGCGGGCUUACCGGGGACGAAAAUGUCUAUGGCCAGCGAUUUCUACCUGCGCUACUACGUAGGGCACAAGGGCAAGUUUGGGCACGAGUUUCUGGAGUUCGAAUUUCGGCCAGACGGAAAGCUUAGAUAUGCCAACAACAGCAAUUACAAAAAUGAUGUCAUGAUCAGAAAAGAGGCUUAUGUGCACAAGAGUGUAAUGGAAGAACUGAAGAGAAUUAUUGAUGACAGUGAAAUUACAAAAGAAGAUGAUGCUUUGUGGCCUCCCCCUGACAGGGUUGGCCGACAGGAGCUUGAAAUUGUCAUUGGAGAUGAGCACAUAUCUUUUACCACAUCAAAAAUAGGUUCUCUUAUUGAUGUAAAUCAGUCAAAGGAUCCUGAAGGCCUUCGAGUAUUUUACUAUUUGGUACAAGACUUGAAAUGUUUAGUUUUCAGUCUCAUUGGAUUACACUUCAAGAUUAAACCAAUUUAAAUUCCAUGUUUUCAAGCUGUUUGUAUAUUUAAUUAAGGGAUGGAGGGUUUAUUUGUCAUUUACAAUAUUGGGGUUUUUAUGAAUGUGAAGCAAAAGAAAAUUUGUAUGUAAACUGAAAAUAAGAAAGUACAUUAACAGGCUUAAUGGUUAUCCUAACUUGAGUCCACAUGGUUUGGACAGUCCCCACACACAUUAAAUUCUGUAAAUAAAAGCCACCUUUUGUUAAAAAUUUGCUUUAAUAAAACAUGCCAAAUCCUG
Molecule: messenger RNA, 779 nt
Organism: Saimiri boliviensis boliviensis (Bolivian squirrel monkey)
Lineage: Eukaryota; Metazoa; Chordata; Mammalia; Primates; Cebidae
Gene: MAGOHB
Product: mago homolog B, exon junction complex subunit
Biological process (GO): RNA splicing
Cellular component (GO): exon-exon junction complex; catalytic step 2 spliceosome; nucleus
Source: RefSeq, a predicted model, not a curated record